This is a messenger RNA of Salvelinus fontinalis (brook trout), 3305 nucleotides long. RefSeq names its product RAD9 checkpoint clamp component B (gene rad9b). The transcript is spliced from 11 exons. Gene Ontology annotation, cellular component: checkpoint clamp complex. Bases 112 to 1335 code for a protein of 407 amino acids. Gene Ontology annotation, biological process: cellular response to ionizing radiation; mitotic intra-S DNA damage checkpoint signaling; DNA replication checkpoint signaling. NCBI's taxonomy places the organism in Eukaryota, Metazoa, Chordata, Actinopteri, Salmoniformes, Salmonidae. The record is from RefSeq and is a predicted model, not a curated record.
UCAUCUCCAUGCUGCUGUUUUGUAGCUGUUGCGCGUCAACUGCACCGACAGACACUAAUUAGUGAUCAAACACAAAAUCAAACAUUGUGGAACUUGAACUUGACUGCCAAAAUGAAGUGUGUCAUUGAAAGAAACGGUGUUAAAGUGUUUGGGAAGGCUGUUCAUGCCCUGGCACGCAUAGGAGAUGAAUUAUGGUUGGAUCCUAUGAUGAAAGGGUUGGCAAUGAGGUCAGUGAACUCAGCCCAUUCUGCCUACGGCUGCUUCCUCUUCUCCCCACUGUUCUUCCAACACUACAGCCCAGACACAGGACCAGCCCAGGACUGUGGAACUGUCAAAUGCAAGUUGGUCAUGAAGUCAGUGCUGCUGCUGUUUCGGUGCCUGGCUACCAUUGAGCGUAAUGUGGAUAGCUGUCAAAUAUCCAUCAAUCUCGCAGACAACCGGGUGAUAUUCCAGUUUCACUGCAGACAUGGUAUCACCAAAACACACAACCUGGGUUUCCAGGAAAGUGAAGCUCUGCAGGCAGUGUUUCCUUCUCACCUCUGCCCCAAUGUCCUGAAGGCCCAGCCCAGACUUCUAGGCGACAUGGUGAUGCACUUCCCAGUGUCUCAGGAAGAGAUCACUCUGUCCAUGUCUCCUCUGAGAGUCAAUCUGAAAAGCUACUAUGAAGAUGAAAGUGAUCAAAUGAAGGCCAUGCAUACUGAGAUGUCUUUAGAUCCCAGUGAGUUUGACUACUUCCAGGUUGGAGUUGACUCAGACAUAACCUUCUGUCUGAAGGAGCUGAGGGGAUUGCUGUCAUUUGCUGAAUCACAUGGUCUACCAGUAUCUGCUCACUUUGGCGCCGCAGGAAAGCCGGUGGCCUUCAGUGUAGAUGACAUGGUGCUGGAGGCCAGUGUGGUGUUGGCUACUCUUGUCAACCCAGAGAGCAGGACCCCCUCCCAGGCUACAGAGGCCCAGGCUCCUGCUGCACUAAGGUGUGGAGGUGUUGCGGAGCCUCCGGAGGGCCCGUGUGAGGCAGAUGCCGGUCCCCCCCAGGCCCAGGGGUUUCCCUCUGCAGGCGAGCUGAUAGCAUCCAGCCAGGGAAGCCCAGUGUUCUGUGGAGCAGCCCUCAUGAGAGAGUUCACCAGGACAGGAGAGGAUUCUGAUAGGCUCAGAACACCACAUUACACACACAGAGGUCGUGGCAUCACAACUCCUCCUUCCUCCAAGGUUCGCUCCCUCCUCUUUGGGGCCGUGUCCUGUGAGCAAGGUGAUGGUUGCACCUUUAUGCUGCCCAGUCUGGCGUGUUCCAGUGAUACAGAAGAUGGGGGAGAUGAGAGGGCCAGUGGUGCACUGUAAGUUACCACAGAAUGAUGACCAAGCCAAGAACUGUUUUCAUACCCUGCAAGUUUUUUCAGUAGACCAUAGUCUUUUUCCCAUUGUAUAUUGUAAAUACAUUUAAAAGAGAACAUAAUAUUUUUCAAUUCAUUUGAGUGCUUUAAAUGAAAGUUCAUAAAGCAUGGCUGUUUGUUUUUACUAACAAAUAAGUUAUUCCAAUGGUAUGCGCAUUUAUUGCAAGAAACAUAUACCGUAGAUUUGAAAGUCAGACAUCAAAAGCAUCAAAUUAAUUGGGGUAAACAUUUGUCCUCUUCCCUGUGACCCAGAAACCAAUAAGUUGAGAAUUGUCAAUUCGUUAAUAGGUAACUGGAAGACGGUCCUCCCCUCCUCGAUAGCCUUCAUUUGGCGAGGACGCACGUUUGUGACCAGUCUAAUUUAUACAAGUGCAUUUUCAUCCACUUUCCCUCUACUCGCCGCCUCUCCUCGAAAAGAAGGCCAGGGAGGACGGAGGUGAGAAAAUCUCAAAUUGUGAAAAGGCCAUAGAUUUGCCCAUGAAAACAUUCCUCAAGCCAAGCGCAUGGGGAUGCCACACCUGGGUGCUGAUAGUAAACUCAACACAUCUCACAGACUCGCUAAAGCUUGAGGAAUGUGUAACCAAACAUACAGAUCACAUGGAUCCUUUUCAUGUAGCUUCAGGCAGUCCCCUCAGUUGCACAAGAGCAGACAGCUGCGAGGGAAACACUUGAGUCUAGUCCACUGUGGCCCUUGCUGAGACAGAGGAAUGGAUGAGUCAGAGCAGGGAUAUGCUGCCUGGCAGGGAACAGUAUGAUUCCACCUUCAAAGGGAAAGACUGCAUAAAGAUAAUCUAUCAGAAAUACAUGAUCACGUGUAGCAGCAUGGCCUACCUCACUGGGAGGGAAAUGGUAGCCGUGGUCUGCUUCUAGAUGCUUUUGACCUACAUGUUUUCAUUACCUCAGGAACUGUUCAGUCUACUGUGUAAGUAGACAAAUACCUUGCAGAGACCACUGAACAAACAAUAUUGACACAGAAAAACAUGUGACAAGGGUCUGGUUAAAAGGAAAAGAACGAGGGUAAUAAAUACUGUACUUUAUUGAAAUAUGUUACAGCUUUGAAAACAUGUUAAACAGAAACUGGGUCUCUGCAUUGUUGAACUGUACAUACAAAAUAUCGAUAACGUUACAUGCAGCUCUCACGAUUAACUGAAGUCUGGAACUGGCCAACAGAACAGGGGAACUGGCAGGUCAGGUCACUAAGUCAGUGGGGAGCAGGAUAUGGAUAUCAUGGAGAAGCUCUGAUAUAGUUCCGUCUGACAGGGAGAAUUGCUUGUAUUUUAAGGCUGGUGAGGUUCUUGGCAAUCUCUACAGUGCCAUGUUUGUGAAAACAUUUGGGCCAUCCAGUGCAAGUGUGUUUCAACUCCCAGCGCAGUAAGAAAUGUAUGCAGGGCAUUACCUGGUAGCCCUACAUCAGUCAGUAACGGCAUAGAUAUUAUUUUCCUAGUUAGGGGAGAGCCCUUGAAGCAGGACAGUAGCCUGUAGUGAGGGAACACCAUGACACCAACAGAAAGAAAACCUAAGGGGUACAACACAGUCAAAAAUGUUUUUUCCUGUGUAUUAUAUCAUAUCAUAGCUGAUGAAACUCUGUAAAAGUGAGAUUUUUUGUUAUUUUUCCUGAUAGUUAGUUUCUGGUUGAAAAUACAAUCUGCACAGCUUAUAAUCAGCAAUUUUGCAUGUGCAGGAGUUUGGGCUUUCCAUGGUAAAAUCACCAUGCGGUAAAUUGGUUAAUAGACUAAUAACAAAGAAAGGGAAAGGGGGAUACCUAGUCAGUUGUACAACUGAAAUGUGGGUUCCAAACUUCUAAAAAGCAAUUUUUUUCAAAUUUUUAUGGAAAUCUAUUACAGUAAUGUACUUAAUUGUUCCGAAGUAAUUUGAUAUUUAUAUAAAACAGCUGCAUUGGGCCUUUAAAGAUUCUAA